This is a messenger RNA of Coniosporium apollinis CBS 100218, 951 nucleotides long. RefSeq lists its product as uncharacterized. Gene Ontology annotation, molecular function: hydrolase activity, acting on halide bonds, in C-halide compounds. The record is from RefSeq and is a predicted model, not a curated record. Lineage: Eukaryota; Fungi; Ascomycota; Dothideomycetes. Bases 1 to 951 code for a protein of 316 amino acids. The transcript has a single exon.
AUGGCCCACCUCUUGCAGCGGCGACACGCUAAACAACCGAUCGACGCCAUCAGCAUUGGGCAGCCUCCGACACCUCUCCCUCCGAGGUCUCCUGCAAGAACUGUCCCGAGCAAGAAGAUGGCGCUCCAGACUGCACCUCGCGCUCUCCUCUUCGAUGUCUUCGGAACAUGCGUCGACUGGCGAACCACUGUAACAAACGCCCUCGAUGAGCAAGCACACUACGCGCUCAACGAUGCGUCUGCGUCUCUCGCUACCCGCGUUCGGAUGCGUGCCUCAGACAUGACCAAGGACGUUUGGGGACAGUUCGCACAAGAGUGGCGCAACAUGUACAAGCGGUUCUGCUACUCCAUAGCCGAAGACCCGUCCUUGCCAUGGAAAUCAAUAGACGAACACCACCUCGAAUCGUUGAGGGAAUUACUUGCAAAGUGGCAGCUAGAGGGACUGUGGACGGACGAGCAAGUGAGAGCAUUGAGCCUCGUCUGGCACCGGCUUGAUCCAUGGCCAGACACAUCGACUGGCAUACAGUACCUGAACCAGUUGUUCUACACGGUCACUCUCAGCAACGGCAACCUGAGCUUGCUGGGAGACCUGAAGGUGCAUGCUGGAAUGGACUUCACCCACCUUUUCAGCGCCGAGCUCUUCGGAUCGUACAAGCCAUCACCAAGCGUCUACCUCGGUGCAGUCGAGAAGCUAGGCGUGAAGCCAGUCGAAUGUGCCAUGGUCGCAGCUCAUCUCAAUGACCUGAAGGCGGCCAAGGCCUGCGGCUUGCAGACAAUAUACGUCGAGAGACCACAGGAAGAGGACUGGACGGCGGAGCAGGUGGAGAAUGCUCGGAAGAAGGGAUGGGUGGACCUGUGGAUACCCGCUGGCAAGGAAGGGUUCAUUACAAUGGCAGAAGAGCUUGGUAUACAGGUCAACAGGGCGGCCAGGAGGCGCAGCGGAUCUCUCUGA